GUGUGUUCAUUUAAUUACGUGCACAAUCGCACAAAAAAGAUGGCUGAGACAGAACGAGAAGCACUGCCCACUGACUGUGCCAUCAUCCAUGAGAUCUAUGAUAACGGGGACGCUCAGGAACAAUUUGAAUAUGAACUGGAACAGGCCCUGGAGUCAGGGCGGAGCAUUAUCAUCAUAGAGCCGUCCCGGUUAGGGGAUGAGACGGCACGCUGGAUCACCGUGGGCAACUGCCUGCACAAGACAGCCGUACUGGCUGGGGUGGCCUGCCUGGUCUCGCCCUGGAUGCUCCCGGCCAAGGCUGUGAACUUCAUCAGCGUUCCCUUCGGCGCAACCAGCGCGGCCUGCGCCGCACUCUACGGGGUUUCCUGGCAGUUUGACCCCUGCUGCAAGUACCAGGUGGAGUACGACACCAGGAGCUUGGCCCGUCUACCCCUCCACACCCUCACCACUGCCACCCCUGUCGUUCUAGUGCGGCGUGAGGACAAAUACCGCAAGGCACUGCACAAUGUCAUCGCUGGACUGGCAGCCGUCUAUCUCGCCUACAGAUUCUACCGCUGGUGUGCUCAAUGAUGCUUGCAUCGACCAGCAUCUAGGGGAUAUUUUCAUGAUCCAGCUACAUUGUGUGUCGGAGCCUACAGGACUUGAGCAGCUUUUGGUGGUUUCUGUUAAAUUCUCUGGCAUUGCCAGGCAAUGCACAUGUAAAAGUUUGCAUUCAGAUUUGCUAGGAAUAGGCAAAGAAAAAGUCCUUUUUUCAGUCACAGACUGACUUUGUGCACACUUGCUUUUAUAUUCUGAUGAUUUGACAGACUGAAUGAGACUGUGACCAAUAAGUUAUGUGCCAACAUCUAACAUCAACUUCAAUGCAAUGGCAAUUCAACAUUCAGUGGACAAAAUGAUAUGAGACAGAUUUGCCUCAAAUUGGAAUGCAUUACUGCUAUGUGCCUGGCACAUGGGUGGAGACACUACAUGUUUGUGCGCAUUCCGAUGAAAAUUGCUUCCAGUUACAAUGUAUGUGUGUACACUCUACCAUGCUUGCCAGCUCCAGGGAAGGCGUGUGUCCCAUACGUUACACAUGUUCUCAUUGAGUUGGUGACACCACACUAAAUGGUUUUUCUGCUUGGUGGCCAUUCGUUGUGCGUAAGGCACUGUGCCAUAUAAGAGAGACUGAAUGCAUACAUGUACAUAUGUAUAGGAGGUUUGUGUGACAAACUCACAAGAACUCCUGUGUGCAGAAUAAGUAGCACGUAACACUGAUUUAUGCAUUGAUCUCAAGUGUGUAACACUGGUUCACACGUUUGUGUCCUCAAGUGCGCAGAAGUACAUGUACAUCUGUACAUCGCACUUCCAGCUCAUUGGGAACAACUCUGUCCACGGACCUCUAUCAUGGGGCAGCCAUCUUGCCUUUCUCCCAUUCAAAGCAAUGUAACCAAACUGAGGCUGGAAAGAAAAAUAGUCUGUUCCCUUUUAUCAAUAUGCAAAGGGGUAUUGCUAUUGCCAAUGGGUCUGCAGGGAACAAGUCAAACAUGGUAGCGUAUGAUAAAGAUCUGUUGUUCCAUUAGACUGUAUUGUUUUACAGUAACAGCAGAACUGCAAAAGUGUGCCGUCUCAUUUGUAAAGGUUUGCUUGUCAAUGCAGAAACCCAAGUUAUAAUGAUGGUGUAUAAAUGCCCCAAGUAAUUUCAUGAUUUAUGUCAGUGAUUCCGCAGAGUGACUUGAUAAGGCAUUGUCAAGGUAGUAACCCUCCUAUGGU
Messenger RNA from Acanthaster planci (crown-of-thorns starfish), 1749 nucleotides. Its product is annotated as transmembrane protein 11, mitochondrial-like. The record is from RefSeq and is a predicted model, not a curated record. NCBI's taxonomy places the organism in Eukaryota, Metazoa, Echinodermata, Asteroidea, Valvatida, Acanthasteridae. Gene Ontology annotation, biological process: inner mitochondrial membrane organization. Gene Ontology annotation, cellular component: mitochondrial inner membrane.